AGAAGGGGAAAAACUUUAUUGAUGUUUGAGUCACUGGCGUCUGGUGAAUUAAAAUUAACAAUGGUGAGAUUUUUAUUUUUGGAGAAAUGGCGCCAACAUUUUUCUAAAGUGGGUGUUCCCGCCCAUCCGGUUUCCUUUCUUUUAUUUACAUUAAUGUUCUUUCUCUUUCGCUCUUUGCCUUAAGCUAAAAAUUGUCGUCAGUGAAUGAAACCAAACAACAAGGUGAAGCAGAGAGAGAGAGAGAGAGAGAGAGCUAAGAUUGGAAGAUCCCUCAAUCAGAUUCUCACCAUAUUAUGGGAUCUGUGGCUCUUUUGGAUUCUAAUUCUUCUUCAGGUAUGAAGAAGAAUAGGAAAGGUAAACAGAGAUCUGCGAUCCCUCCUACCAAGAAAGAGAUAGAAGCUGAUCAAAAAGGUAAAAGGCGUAAUGUUCCUCAGGAAAAUAGCGAGCCAGCUGGUUCUUUAAAAAGGCCAAAGCGAGCUGCAGCCUGUACAGAUUUUAAGGAGAAGUCUGUACGCAUAUCUGAAAAAUCCUCAAUUAUUGAAACAAAAAAGGAUAUGUUAGCAGACGAUGAAAUUGUAGCUGUAGGGCUGACUUCUGAAAAAGAUGAUGGUCGGCCUAAUAGGAGGCUCAAUGACUUUGUAUUGCAUGAUUCAUCAGGUCUUCCACAUCCACUUGAGAUGUUGGAAGUCCAUGACAUGUUCAUAACUGGUUUGAUAUUACCCCUUGAAGAAAGCUCGGACAAGGUCAAGGAAAAGGAGAAGAGUUUUAGAUGUGAAGGAUUUGGACGUGUUGAGUCUUGGGCCAUAUCUGGUUAUGAAGAUGGUUGUCCAGUGAUAUGGCUUUCAACUGAUGUUGCUGAUUACAGCUGUUGUAAGCCUGCAAGCAGCUAUAAGAAAUUUUACGAGCAUUUCUUUGAAAAAGCUCGUGCUUGCGUAGAGGUUUAUAAAAAACUUUCAAAGUCUUCUGGUGGGAAUCCUGACUUAAGUCUUGACGAGUUGCUUGCUGGGGUUGUUCGAUCGAUGACUGGUAGCAAGUGCUUCUCAGGUGGGGCAUCAAUUAAGGAUUUUGUCAUUUCCCAGGGAGAAUUUAUUUAUAACCAACUGAUAGGUUUAGAUGAGACAUCAAAGAAGAACGACCAGGUAUUUGCAGGUUUGCCUGUUCUUGCUGCCCUUAGAGAUGAGAGUCAAAAGCGUGAAAAUAUAGGGCACGAAAGAGCAGCAUUUUUGGGUGGAACUCUGACUAUUGGUAAAAUAUUUGGAGAGGGAGACAGCAAACUGGAUCAGUCAAAUUCAUCUGCUUUUGCUGCUGAGGAAGAUGAGGAUGCAAAGUUCGCAAGAGUGUUGCAAGAGGAAGAAUACUGGAAAUCCAUGAAACAGAAGAAAAAUCAAGGUUCAGCCUCCAUGUCAAACAAAUUUUACAUCAAAAUCAAUGAAGAUGAGAUCGCUAAUGAUUAUCCUCUCCCGGCAUACUACAAGACUUCCAAUGAAGAAACCGACGAGCUUGUAGUUUUUGACAAUGACUUUGAUGUUUGUGAUCCUGAGGAUCUCCCAAGAAGCAUGCUCCACAACUGGUCAUUUUACAAUUCAGACUCAAGGUUGAUUUCACUGGAGCUUCUUCCAAUGAAACCAUGUGCUGACAUUGAUGUUACCAUCUUUGGGUCUGGGGUUAUGACUGCUGAUGAUGGAAGUGGAUUCUGUCUUGAUAAUGAUCCUAGUCAUUCUACUUCAGGUUCUUCAACUGCACUGAAUGUUGAUGGGAUUCCGAUUUAUUUGAGUGCAAUAAAGGAAUGGAUGAUUGAAUUUGGAUCCUCAAUGAUUUUCAUAUCAGUGAGGACAGAUAUGGCCUGGUAUAGACUUGGCAAACCAUCAAAGCAAUAUCUUCCUUGGUAUGAACCGGUACUCAAAACUGCAAGACUCGCAAUAAGCAUUAUUACAUUGUUAAAGGAGCAAAGCCGAAUAUCUCGCCUCUCUUUCAAUGAUGUCAUCAGAAGAGUGUCUGAGUUCAAGAAGGAUAAUUGUGCUUUCUUAUCUUCUGAUCCAGCAGCUGUUGAGAGGUACAUUGUUGUUCAUGGACAGAUAAUUCUACAACUCUUUGCAGUGUUUCCUGAUGAGAAUAUUAAGAAGUGUGCAUUUGUGGCUGGGCUUACUACAAAAAUGGAGGAGAGACACCAUACAAAAUGGUUAGUGAAGAAGAAGAAAGUUGUGCACAAUAGUGAACCAAAUUUGAAUCCGCGAGCAGCCAUGGUACCUGUAGCAUCUAAGAGAAAGGUUAUGCAGGCAACCACAACAAGGCUAAUCAACAGAAUUUGGGGGGAGUACUAUUCAAAUUACUUGCCAGAAGAGUCAAAGGAGGAAACUGGUUCUGUGGAGAAAGAAGAGGAAGAUGAAAAUGAGGAACAGGAGGAAAAUGAAGAUGACGAUGCUGAAGAAGAUAAAUCAAUAUUAAAGGAGACACAGAAGUCUCCUUCAGUAUCAAGGCGAUCCAGACGAUGUUCCACCAAGGAGGAAAUAAGAUGGGAUGGAGAGCCUGUAAGCAAAACGAGCUCUGAUGAGCCUCUUUAUAAGCAAGCCAUUAUUUAUGGAGAGGUAAUUGUUGUUGGAAGUGCUGUUCUUGUUGAAGUUGAUUCAUAUGAACUUCCCGCUAUCUAUUUUGUGGAAUACAUGUUUGAAUCAUCGGAGGGAAGCAAAAUGUUUCAUGGACGGAUGAUGCAGAGAGGAUCUGAAACUGUACUGGGUAAUGCUGCUAAUGAGAGAGAGGUGUUUCUAACAAAUGAUUGUGGGGAUUUUGAAUUGGAGGAUGUGAAACAGACUGUUGCUGUGGAUAUUUGGUUAGUUCCUUGGGGAUAUCAGCACCGGAAAGAUAAUGCCAACAUGGCCAAAUCUGAUAAAACAAAAGCAGAAGAGCGGAAGAGAAAAGGAUUGCCAAUGGAGUAUUAUUGCAAAAGCUUGUAUUGCCCUGAUAGGGGAGCUUUCUUUAGGCUUCCCUUUGAUAGUUUGGGUUUGGGUUCUGGUUUCUGUUACUCUUGCAAAGUUAAGGAUGCUGGAAAGGACAAAGAAAUGUUUAAAGUGAAUUCAUUAAAGACAGGCUUUGUGUACAGGGGAAUUGAGUACUCUGUCCAUGAUUAUGUCUAUGUAAGCCCCCAUCAAUUUGCACUAGAAAGGGCUGAGAAUGAAAACUUUAAGGGUGGGAGGAAUAUAGGCUUGAAGCCUUAUGUUGUGUGCCAAGUGCUGGAGAUCAUUGUACUAAAAGAACUGGAAAAAGCUGGAAAGGAGUCCACCCAGAUUAAAGUCAGGAGAUUUUUCAGGCCAGAGGACAUUUCAGCUGAGAAAGCUUACUCUUCUGAUAUUCGAGAGGUCUAUUAUAGUGAAGAAACACAUAUGUUGUCUGUUGAGGCAAUAGAAGGGAAAUGUGAAGUCAGAAAGAGGAAUGACCUUCCUGAAGCUAGUGCUCCAGCAAUCUUUCAUGAUAUCUUUUUUUGUGAUCGCAUAUAUGAUCCUUCCAAAGGUUCCCUCAAGCAGUUACCCACUCAGAUCAAACUAAGGUACUCCACUGGCAUUGUGGAUAAUGACAUUGCAUAUCAAAAGAAAAAGGGAAAGAGUAAAGAGGGGGAGAAUGAGUCUGAAGUUAAGAAACAAGGAGAAGCAGCUCAGGAGAAUCGCUUGGCUACAUUAGACAUAUUUGCAGGUUGUGGUGGCCUGUCAGAGGGGUUGCAUCAAUCUGGUGCAUCAUUAACUAAAUGGGCAAUCGAAUAUGAAGAGCCUGCUGGAGAUGCAUUUAAACUCAAUCAUCCUGGGUCUUUGGUGUUUAUUAAUAACUGUAAUGUGAUUCUUAGGGCUAUUAUGGAGAAGUGUGGGGAUGCAGAUGACUGUAUCUCCACUUCUGAGGCAGCUGAGUUAGCUGGAUCACUAGAUGAGAAAGAGAUUAAUAAUUUGCCUUUGCCGGGGCAAGUAGAUUUCAUCAAUGGAGGUCCUCCAUGCCAGGGUUUCUCUGGAAUGAAUAGGUUUAAUCAAAGUACAUGGAGUAAAGUACAAUGUGAGAUGAUUUUAGCAUUCUUGUCAUUCGCUGAUUACUUUCGGCCAAGGUAUUUCCUCCUAGAGAAUGUGAGGAACUUUGUGUCUUUCAAUAAAGGACAGACGUUUCGUUUAACUCUGGCUUCACUUCUUGACAUGGGUUAUCAGGUGAGGUUUGGUAUUUUGGAAGCUGGAGCCUAUGGAGUUUCCCAAUCAAGAAAACGAGCAUUUAUAUGGGCAGCCUCCCCUGAAGAGACUCUGCCGGAAUGGCCAGAGCCAAUGCAUGUCUUUGCUGUGCCUGAGUUGAAAAUCACAUUAUCAAAUAAUUUGCAGUAUGCAGCUGUGAGAAGUACUGCAAGUGGAGCCCCUUUCCGUGCAAUUACUGUGAGAGAUACAAUCGGUGAUCUGCCAGCUGUAGGAAAUGGGGCCUCAAAGACAAAUUUGGAGUAUCAAAAUGAACCCAUCUCAUGGUUUCAAAAGAAAAUUCGAGGGAACAUGGCUGUCCUCACUGAUCAUAUAUCAAAGGAAAUGAAUGAACUUAAUCUGAUUCGGUGUCAAAAGAUUCCAAAGCGACCAGGUGCAGAUUGGCAUGACCUUCCAGAUGAGAAGGUAAAACUCUCAACUGGACAAGUGGUAGAUUUAAUACCCUGGUGCCUGCCGAAUACGGCCAAAAGACACAAUCAGUGGAAAGGGCUGUUUGGAAGGUUGGAUUGGGAAGGGAACUUCCCAACUUCCAUCACAGACCCUCAACCGAUGGGAAAGGUUGGAAUGUGCUUUCAUCCUGAGCAGGACAGGAUUCUCACAGUCCGUGAAUGUGCCCGUUCUCAAGGUUUCCCAGAUGGCUACCAGUUUGCUGGUAACAUUCAACACAAGCACCGGCAGAUAGGAAAUGCUGUUCCUCCUCCUUUGGCAUUUGCAUUGGGGAGAAAACUCAAGGAAGCAUUGGACAGCAAAAAGCCUAUCUAGUUGUAGGGUUUAGUUUAUGGCUUCCAGAAUUGACCAUUCAGACGACAGAGCAAUUGGAUCUAUAGAAAUAUUGGGCAUUUGUAGAUAAAUUGAUUUACAUUUCUACAAAUAUAAUGUUCUGGUUGGAACUUUUCUACAUGGUGAUGCAAGUUUAAUAAUCUAAAGAUAUCAUGGAAAUUGAUUUACAUUCUACAAGCGGUAGAAAGAAGAAACGCUGGUAGAUCAAUUGCUUUUUA
Theobroma cacao (cacao) is the source of this 5212-nucleotide messenger RNA. Its product is annotated as DNA (cytosine-5)-methyltransferase 1-like. The record is from RefSeq and is a predicted model, not a curated record. Gene Ontology annotation, molecular function: DNA (cytosine-5-)-methyltransferase activity; chromatin binding; DNA binding. Lineage: Eukaryota; Viridiplantae; Streptophyta; Magnoliopsida; Malvales; Malvaceae. Gene Ontology annotation, biological process: negative regulation of gene expression via chromosomal CpG island methylation; DNA methylation-dependent constitutive heterochromatin formation. Gene Ontology annotation, cellular component: nucleus.